UCAAUCCGUCAGAGCCUUGGAAACAUUAGCGCGCCAAUUGGGCAUACCUUUUGCAUUCUUUGCAAGUCUUACACCGAUCGACCUGCCGGCGCGCUCGCUUUCCUCCUUUGAGGUUCUCUGCAAAUUGAAUUGAAAGAUGUCCUUCUACAGGGGCACCGCUUCCCACCCAUGGCACGACCUUCACCCAGGGAACGAGGCUCCCAACGUUGUGAACUGUGUGAUUGAAAUCCCUCGCGGCUCGAAGGUCAAGUACGAGCUCGACAAGGACACCGGUCUGUGCUUUGUGGACCGUAUCCUUUACUCUUCUGUCGUCUAUCCCCAUAACUACGGCUUCGUGCCAAAGACUCUCUGUGAGGAUGGCGACCCGCUGGACGUGCUUGUCCUGAUGCAGGAGCCCGUUGUGCCAAUGUGCUUUUUGCGGGCAAAGCCAAUAGGUGUCAUGCAAAUGCUCGAUCAAGGCGAGCGGGACGACAAGCUCAUUGCUGUGCAUGCGGACGACCCCGAGUUUAAGGGUUUCACAGACAUCAACCAAUUGCCACCGCACCGCCUUGCGGAGAUCAAGCGGUUCUUCGAGGACUACAAGAAGAAUGAGCACAAGGAGGUCAUUGUCGACGAUUUCCUCGGGUCAGAGGAGGCGAAGAAGGUCGUCAAGGACUCACUGAACCUGUACCAAGAGCACUACGUGCCACGGAAGCUCCGGAACCUGUACGAGUAAAGUCAACCGCUGUGCAGCAGGAGCGUGAGAGCUGAGUGAGCCACACGGUGUAAUUAUUCCUUGGCUUUUUCGGACGUGCGGCGUUGUGCCAGCGCAGGCAGCUCUGGUAUAUCCCGACGUGGACUAUGGGCCUUAUUACUAAGGGGGUAUUGGGGUUUUCAUGGACGGACGGGUUAGUGCGGGUACGCUAUGCAUCUGCAUAACGACAUUACGACGGCGUAAUGAUGACAGCGUGUUCCCAGAAGUCAGCGGCUACACUUGACAGGCUUGCACACGGGUAUUAUGUGUUUGUCGACGAGACUAGGGGCGACAAGGGCUUUGUCCCCGAACUGCAGCGUUGACGGUGACGUUAUCAGCUGCAAAUUUGCUGCUAAUGCAUAUUGUGUUCGCGGCGAGAAAUCAUCGAAAUAUAACACAGCUGAAGUACGACACGUAAUCUCAACUGCUGCAAUACCAGGAAUAAAAUGUAACUAUGAUACGUGGAUUGACUGGUGGUAUUUUAUGGGUUGUGUCGCCUACGUAGUGACUCUUCGGAUUCAGCGCCCAAGCCGGGAAUGCAGAAAAAAGCAACUGCUACUAUCUGAAUUGUAUUGGGCCAGUUGAGCUUGCAACAGAGGACUUUCGGAGAACCGGUCUGUUAUCCCUUCGAGCCAGGCCGGGCCAUGGCCACUCGGCAAGGUUAUUUUGUGAAAUGCUAUUCCAUGAGCAUGUAAGGAUACCCCUCAA
Volvox carteri f. nagariensis is the source of this 1441-nucleotide messenger RNA. RefSeq lists its product as uncharacterized. NCBI's taxonomy places the organism in Eukaryota, Viridiplantae, Chlorophyta, Chlorophyceae, Chlamydomonadales, Volvocaceae. Bases 137 to 715 code for a protein of 192 amino acids. Gene Ontology annotation, cellular component: cytoplasm. The record is from RefSeq and is a predicted model, not a curated record. Gene Ontology annotation, biological process: phosphate-containing compound metabolic process. The transcript is spliced from 5 exons. Gene Ontology annotation, molecular function: magnesium ion binding; inorganic diphosphate phosphatase activity.